GUUUCGUGUCGUCGUCACAAGCAACCAUGUCUCUCUUCCGUCUUGCAACAAGGUCAACAGCCCUCUCUCGCGCCGCCUGGUCUGCGCGAACAACCCCCAGAUUCAUUCUCCCCCGUGCUACCUAUGCCUCUGGCUCCGGUCUCUCUCGGGAUGCCAUCCAGUCGCGUAUCUUCGACGUGUUGAAGGGCUAUGAGAAGGUUGACCCCUCCAAGAUUACACCAACAGCCUCGUUCUCGAAAGACUUGGGCCUCGACAGCUUGGACGCGGUGGAGGUGGUAAUGGCGGUGGAAGAGGAGUUCUCAAUUGAAAUCCCUGACGCUGAGGCUGACGAAAUCCAAACCGUGGCACAAGCUAUUGACUAUAUCGCCAAAACCCCUGAAGCUCAUUAGUAGUGGAGAGCCACGCAUGUCGGAAUAAUCCGUACUUUAGAUUGCUGCCACCAAUCAUCAUCUCUCAUUUGGCUUCUUGGAA
Coprinopsis cinerea okayama7#130 is the source of this 471-nucleotide messenger RNA. RefSeq lists its product as hypothetical. Gene Ontology annotation, biological process: fatty acid biosynthetic process. Bases 27 to 389 code for a protein of 120 amino acids. Gene Ontology annotation, cellular component: mitochondrion. Gene Ontology annotation, molecular function: acyl binding; acyl carrier activity. The transcript has 5 exons. The record is from RefSeq and is a predicted model, not a curated record. NCBI's taxonomy places the organism in Eukaryota, Fungi, Basidiomycota, Agaricomycetes, Agaricales, Psathyrellaceae.